Messenger RNA from Penicillium soppii, 675 nucleotides. RefSeq lists its product as uncharacterized. The transcript has a single exon. Bases 1 to 675 code for a protein of 224 amino acids. The record is from RefSeq and is a predicted model, not a curated record. Lineage: Eukaryota; Fungi; Ascomycota; Eurotiomycetes; Eurotiales; Aspergillaceae.
AUGCGCCCGUCUUUGAUCCUCACUUCUGUUCUUGCGACAUUGGUUGCUGCCGACUCUAGCACAACCACCAUCAGCUAUUUUGGACUUGAUUCCGGCACGAAUACCUAUGGCGCCGAUCCCGGCGCCUACACUAGCACCGCUGCUAGGGUCAUUGGCAGUGAUAGCACCGCUACCACCUACGAGAUCGGAUGUCUGAAGGGUGCAGCCAAAUGCGCACUCCCUCAUUCUGUGACUUUGAUCCAGGGUCCUGCGACCUAUAGCAUGUCAGGCGAAUACAGCAUCCAAACCCUGGGCGCUACCGGUAUUAUUACCGAUGUUGAGGAAUGCUCUUUCACCCAUACCUCUGAAUCCGUCUCUUGUUCUUGGAGCGUUGCAUUCACCGUAUCCUCGGGAGACAUCACCGUUUCAACUUCCAACAUCGACUCGAGCACUAGCAUUGCGCCCGAAUCUGUUAAAUGGAGAGCCCUUGAAGUAACUGCUGGCGCAGCCACUUCUACUGCUUCUGGCUCUGGCACUAAGGCUACUUCCGGAGCUACUUCUACUGCUUCUGGCUCUGGCACCAAGGCUACUGCCGGAGCCACUUCGACUGGUGCCGCAGCAGCUAUCGCGAAGCCUUUGAUCACAGCGGCGCCAAUGGGAGCAGCUGCUAUUGCUGCAAUUGUGGCCAUGUUCUAG